AUGUCACCGCAUCAUGUCCAAGAUCUCCUAACCGAGUCACGACGGGCUAGGUGGAAGGAGGCCUCGGUAUACCAGACAUGGCCUGCGUCCUUCAAGGACUCGACGGGGUCGGGGACCGGGGAUUUGAAGGGUGUCAUUUCCAAAGUUGACUACCUAAAGAAGCUGGGCGUCGAUGUCAUCUGGUUAUCACCCAUCUUCGAAAGCCCUCAAGUCGAUAUGGGGUACGAUAUUAGUAAUUACCGCGUGAUUGAUCCACGGUAUGGCUCUAUUGAGGACGUUGAUGUGUCGAGGGACAGGCUGCACGAACGAGGCAUGAAGCUCGUCAUGGAUCUUGUCAUGAAUCAUACCAGCGACCAGCAUGAAUGGUUCAAACAGUCGCGGAGUUCUCGCAAGGACAAAUAUCGCGAUUGGUACAUCUGGAAGCCUCCCCGGUUUGAUGCUCAGGGCAACCGACUACCACCUAACAAUUGGCAGAGCCAUUUUCAAGGAAAUGCGUGGGAAUGGGAUGAAUGUACAGGAGAGUACUAUCUCCACCUCUAUGGCAAGGAACAGCCAGAUCUGAAUUGGGAAAACCCUGCGGUUCGCCACGAAGUGCAUGAGACGAUGCGGUUCUGGCUUGACCGUGGCAUCGACGGUUUCCGCUUUGACGUCAUCAACUUCGUCAGCAAAGGCCAUGAUUUCCCAGAUUCAUCCGGCGAUUUUUUCCCGGGAUCUGAGUUCUAUGCCGCUGGACCUCGACUCCACGAGUACCUGCAGGAGCUUGGGAGAAUCCUUCAAGAGUAUGACGCCUUCAGUGUAGGCGAGAUGCCAUGCGUUCAUGACACGAAAGAGAUUAUCAAGAGCGUCCAGGAAAACCGAGGCGAGUUCAACAUGAUUUUUCAUUUUGAGCUAAUGGACAUCGAUCAUGGAUCAGAGGGGAAGUUCUUCCCUGGCAAAUGGUCACUAUCGGAGCUCAAGCGCACGGUCAACAAGUGGCAGCAAUUCAUGUACCAUAACAAUGGCUGGAACGCCCUGUACUUAGAGAACCACGACCAACCGCGAGCCGUGAGCCGCUUUGCCAAUGACAGCCCCGAAUAUCGCGUGCAGAGCGCCAAGAUGAUUGCGGUCUUUCUCGGACUACAGGCCGGCACCCCUUUCGUCUACCAGGGCCAAGAGCUUGGCAUGCACAAUGUGCCUAAUGAUUGGCUCAUGGAGGAAUACAAGGAUAUCGACUGCUUGAAUCGCUGGAGGUAUCAUGGCCAAAAUGCCGACCUCGAAACGCGGGAAAUAUUCCGACAGGAAUAUCAGAAAAAGUCUCGCGACAAUGCACGCACCCCCAUGCAGUGGGAUUCCAGCAAGCAUGCUGGGUUUACCUCUGCUGAAAAGCCUUGGAUGACAGUCAACCCCAGCUACACCGUCGUCAAUGCCGCCGCCCAGCUUGAUGACCCCAACUCGGUCUUUAACUGCUGGCGGGCGGUUCUGGAGGCGAGGAAGAGGUACAAGGAUAUUGUCGUGUACGGACGCUUCGACCUUGUAGACGAGAAUAAUGACAAGAUCUUUGCGUACUCACGAACAUCACCAGAUGGUCGGGUCUUGGUGGUGUGCAACUUUUCAGCUGAGACGGUUGAAUGGGUUAGUAUCUCGGCUACCGUCCAAGAGGUGAUUGUGACGACGACUGGCCGACCUCGAGAGGGUCUCCAGAGGGGUGAGAUACAGUUGGAUCCCUUUGAAGCCAUUGCUUUGUUGGUAACGGAAUAG
Molecule: messenger RNA, 1737 nt
Organism: Penicillium daleae
Lineage: Eukaryota; Fungi; Ascomycota; Eurotiomycetes; Eurotiales; Aspergillaceae
Product: glycoside hydrolase family 13 protein
Exons: 5
Coding region: 1-1737 (578 amino acids)
Biological process (GO): oligosaccharide catabolic process
Molecular function (GO): alpha-amylase activity
Source: RefSeq, a predicted model, not a curated record